GAUACAAAAUAUGUAGAUGUUUUCACUCCAUUUAUGGCUAUCGCUGAGUUGUUGGAAUUUUAUACAAUCAACUCUAAUAUUCCGGAAUCCGCCUCAAGAUCAGAAGAAACAGAACCCCGCCAAAUGCAUUAAUUCAGCUUUUUCGCUAGGGCUGGCUGGUCUCCUUUAAUAAUAUUCCAUUCCAUAUAUAUAGUCCAAGCUGCCUCCAAGAGCUAGCUAGCGACCCCCACCGCUCACCCCCUAGCCUAGCCUUAGCCCCCCUCCAAUGGCCAACUCCAUAACCAGCAGUCCAACCGCUACUACCACUCCCACCGAUCACGCCUCCCCAUUCCCGACCACCAAACUCCCGAAACUGUCCAGUCUCCAUCACCUUGAUCAGCCUCUUUUACCGGGACUUCCCGACCAUAUUGCCCAGCUCUGCCUCUCCCUCGUCCACCCUUCCUCUCUCUACUCUGUCUGCCGUUCAUGGCGUCGCCUUAUCUAUUCACCUUCCUUCCCUCCUUACCUCUCUUUGUACGCGCUUUUAUCGUCGUCUUCCUCUUCCUCGCAAUCUGCUCAAAGUCAAUCGGAUGCCGUCGACUUCUUCACCUUCGAUCCGAUUUCAUCGAGUUGGCAUCUCCUUCCACCGCCACCACCUGACCCACCGCUCCGCGUUCUCCUUCACCACCCAUCUUUCAUAUCCCGCAACCUUCCUAUUCAGUCAGUCUCCGUCUCUGGCAACCUUAUCCUUCUCGCUGCCACAACGCAUAAUUUUUUACCGGCCCUCUCUCACCCUCUCAUCUUCAGCCCACUCUCCACAGCAUGGGCGCUUGGCCCACCACUCGCCACACCACGCCGCUGGUGCGCAGCAGGCGCAGUGCAGGGUGUGGUUUAUGUGGCCAGCGGGAUGGGAUCCCACUUCUUUACCGAUACAGCUCGGUCGGUGGAGAAGUGGGACCUGCACUUACAAGAUAAAAACGACGGGAAACCCCGCAAUUUCGGGUGGAUGUGGGAAAGAAAGAGCGGGCUUAAAGAUGGGAGAUUCAGCAGAGAAGCAAUAGAUGCGAUAGGGUGGAGAGGAAAGCUUUGUAUGGUGAACGUGAGAGGCGAUGCUGCAAAAGAAGGGGCAGUUUACGAUGUGGAAAAGGACGCUUGGGAGGAGAUGCCAGAAGGCAUGCUAGCCGGAUGGAGAGGACCAGUGGCAGCCAUGGAUGAGGAGGUGAUGUACGCUUUGGAUGAGGCCAAAGGUGCUCUAAGAAAGUACGUCCCAGAGAGGGAUGCGUGGGACAACAUAUUGGAGUCCGAGAGGCUGAGAGGUGCGCAGCAGAUGGCCGCUGGAGCUGGGCGAGUGUGCGUCGUUUGCCGUGGUGGUGCUAGGAUUGUGGUAGUGGAUGUUGUGGCAUCGCUUCGAAGAUCUUGGGUGGUGGAUGUGCCGGCGGGACUCGAAGCGGUGGCGGUUCAUAUCUUGCCGAGGAUGAACCGGCUCGGCUUUGGUUUUCCAAUGCUAGAAGAUUCUACGUCCUCGGAAUGAUAUUUUUUUUUUUUCUUGGGGUGAAUUUUGGACGAACCAGGUCCACAAGAUGUUUUAUUGAUAUAUAUUAAAUCUUUACGCUGAAUUUUUCCGACCA
Messenger RNA from Juglans regia (Persian walnut), 1607 nucleotides. RefSeq names its product F-box/kelch-repeat protein SKIP25-like. The transcript has a single exon. Gene Ontology annotation, molecular function: protein binding. Lineage: Eukaryota; Viridiplantae; Streptophyta; Magnoliopsida; Fagales; Juglandaceae. Bases 266 to 1510 code for a protein of 414 amino acids. The record is from RefSeq and is a predicted model, not a curated record.